Messenger RNA from Perkinsus marinus ATCC 50983, 2838 nucleotides. RefSeq lists its product as hypothetical. The coding region runs from base 1 to 2838 and encodes 945 amino acids. The transcript has 4 exons. Gene Ontology annotation, molecular function: nucleic acid binding. Gene Ontology annotation, biological process: DNA integration. NCBI's taxonomy places the organism in Eukaryota, Perkinsozoa, Perkinsida, Perkinsidae. The record is from RefSeq and is a predicted model, not a curated record.
AUGACAGGUUUGCCUUUGUACUCUUUUGUAUCCAUUCCUGGCAUCCAGCCUUCCCCCGUCGAUUAUGGCGAGUCCAGUUCCAAGGGCUCUUCAAAGAAGUUGUCUGGUGGACUCGGUGUCGCUACCACAGCAGCAUUGCUGAACCCUGUGGAGGUUCUCAAGGUCCGCAUGCAGACCAACAAGCCGCCUGUGAGCCUGACGACUAUCAUGAAGACUACUGUGAGAAGUGAUGGCUUGUGCGGAAUCUGGACAACUGGACUCCGAUACGUCGCAGUCGCCGAGUUCGUCAAUGGUUGUUUACGCAUAGGCCUCUACCCAUCCAUCAAAGCCUUCUAUGCCGAUGUCUCCGGUCUCAACUCGGCAUCUUUUCCGAUCAUCUUGUCUGCUUCUCUCACCAGUGGCCUUAUCGGUGCCUGCUGUACCACGCCUCUUGACCGAUUGAAGAUCCGUUCCCAAUACGAAGGGGGGUUGAAGGGUCCGGACGGACGCUAUGUGACUGGUCGGUGUAUUGGCAGUAAACCCUCGUUUCAUUCUGUUCUUGAUGGCCUAUCUAAGAACUAUGCCAGUGGCGUUCUUUUUAAAGGUGUCGUCGCUACUUGUACUCGUGCCAGUUUGGUGACCAGUGCCCAAAUCACAACUUAUGAAGUGGCAAAACGUGCCUUGAAGGGCCAUGGGUUUGAGGAGGGGCCUCGACUUUCAGCCAUGUGUGGUGUUUUAGCUGGGUUAGUAGCCUCUACAGUAGCUGCCCCAGUUGAUGUAAUUCGAACGAGACUCAUGAGCACUGGGGAAUACAACAGUGGUAUUGAGGGAGCUAUAAGAAUCCUCAGACAAGAGGGACUCCCAGGACUGUGGAGGGGAUGGACGGCUGCCUACAUGCGUCUAGGCCCCUUCCUGUUCUUGAAGCUUCUGGCAUCUCACGGCACGUCCGUUGUCGAGCAAGCGAGUGGUAUCGAUUGGGUGGGGUUUGCGUCCGAUGAAAACAGCGGGUCCACUGACACUCUACCCCAAUCAGUUGGGCAUGACGAGAUAUCCAAGGUCACAGCUGGUCUCUAUCCUUUGAUCGUCGCUGCUCAGGCCGAGGACCCCCACACUCAGAUAUGCCUAAGCUUACUCGAUUCCAACAAAAAGUCUACUACUACUCUACCAGAGCAACUACAACGACGUCUCCAAAGCUACUCACAUGAUGAGAGAGCUAAAAUUCGAGCAACAUUUGUGGUGGUAGUUGAGGGAGGACAGAAGGUCUUACGGUUGGGAGUCGGUCGAGCAGUCAACGAGAACGACCCUUCGGGGUCACCUAUCUUCGUUCCGGAGACAGUGAGAGAUGCGGUCAUUAGCCACCUCCACAGCUACUUCUGUCAUCAACCACCCAAGUACUUGGUAGCUUAUGCCGAGAAGCACUACUACUACAAAGGUAUAGGAAAGGCCAUUCGCGCAUACUCGCGCAGCUGCCCUGGUUGCCAGCGCAGCAGGGGUGCCAAGGUGUGGCCAGAUACACGUCCAAAAGUCAUCCCCAAGGAUUUUGAUGUCAACUGCGUGUUAGCAUUGGAUUGGAUAGGUCCGGCAAGUGAGCCCUAUGGUCCGGUAGCAACGGUGCCCUAUGUCGGUGGACAAGAUCUGCUACAGACGCCCAAGAGUGAGAGCGAGGUUCCCAAAUAUGCUCUGCAUAUAUACGACCUGGUAUCUCGCUACAGUGCCUUCUAUCUAGCACGGGACAAGUCAGCCAACUCUGCCAGACUACUCACCGAGUACCAUUUCCACAAGCACGGUUAUCCACAAUAUAUUGUGGUCGAUCAAGAUAGGAGUUUCACAGGCAAGAUGUAUGUUGGAUGGGCGGCAUCUCUAGGCAUAUCAGUGGUAGCUCAAGCUCCAUAUGCAGCAUUCCGCCGCAGCUAUCUUGAGCGCCAACAUCUGGAGUUCUGGGCUCUCAUCAGAGCCAUCCGUGAGGAUGAGCAGGCUCGAGGCGUCACUCUUUCCCCGUGGUAUGCUCUUGUUCCCCAGGUGGCCUCAACACUGAACUCUACACCAGUAGCGGGCGACAUCACCCCCAACGACUUGAUUUUCGCGGCAGCACCCAAGCCACCACCAUCGAUCUCUCCAAGACCGCCCAAUCCUCCCAAUCUCGACGCCUUCAUCAAUAGGCAUGGAAAUGCGUUGGAUUACGAUGAUGCCAAGUACAAAAGCUACGUCGAGGCUAAGCGUAGGAGUUUCCAGGAUAUGCUCAAAGCCUUUCAUGAGCAUACAUUGAGUCGCUUGCGGAAGACAGCCAUCAAGAUGGCUGAGAAGAGUAGACGUCGCCGAGCUCCAAACUUAGCUCCCUACAAGAAGGGUGACUUACUCUGGGUUGCGGCCAACAGUAUUAAUAAGCUCAAGCCCCGAUGGACUGGUCCUUUCAAGUGUAUGGGAGGUGAAGAAGUGACUGGCUCGGCACAAUUGGUAGAGAUAUCUUCUUUGAGUGACCAACCCCGAGGACAAGUGCAUAUUUCUAAUGUCAAGUUGGCAGUUCUCAGUGACGAGCAGUUAGACGUCUAUUGUGGACGAGAUAAGAGCCAGCCGACGACUACCUCUGCCGUCUUCCCAGUUUCGGGAGACAUACCGACUGUCAAGUCAGAGCAGUUUCCUGCAAUGCGACACUUCAUGAUCGAGGGUGGCGACAAGGAAGGGCAGCUCUUGGUUGCAAGGUCGGUCGUCCCCAUCAAGGAUUCUACUGGUCUAUGGCUACAGUGCGAUCAAUGUGACGUGUGGACAGAAGUUACGGCAGUGCUCCAUGAAGCCUAUAAGGGUGAUGCUCCAUUCAGUUGUAGUGUUCUCGGUGUUCCAUGUGUGUUUCAGGACAUGUGA